This is a messenger RNA of Paramacrobiotus metropolitanus, 1767 nucleotides long. Its product is annotated as RWD domain-containing protein 2B-like. The transcript is spliced from 3 exons. Gene Ontology annotation, molecular function: protein binding. The record is from RefSeq and is a predicted model, not a curated record. Lineage: Eukaryota; Metazoa; Tardigrada; Eutardigrada; Parachela; Macrobiotidae. The coding region runs from base 436 to 1473 and encodes 345 amino acids.
ACCAUGCUGCCAUAAAACGACUUUCGUUUGGCUUUGGCAUACCCGAUUUGCCGUGCUUUCACAAGCAGCAGGAUAACAGCUGAUUUCUUUCUUCCGUCCCUGAGCUCUUUAAAUGAUCGAUCAGUUUGCCUGUGGUGUACAAAAGGAACAGCUGUAAAAGAGGACCAUUUGAAUUGCGCUUCAAACUGGAACGGAGGUGCAGUGCAGAUUCAUAGCUGCUGCAGUUGCAUGGCUUGCUCGUGAAUGCUGCAGGCUUUGUCCUUCUGCUUUAAAUGUGGAUCAAAUUUUCGCACCUUUGAAAGAAUAUCAUCCUUCUUUGUUCUCUUACUGCCUUCAAGUGCCUUGCAAGCAGGGAAACAAGCCGAAUAAAUUUCUAUCCGCGCUUUAACAAGCGGAAUUUUUCCUGCAACAAAUUUGGCCUGCAUCAUAACGAAAAUGACAACAGUAGCAAAAACUGUGGAUAACAUAAUCAAGGAUCGCCAUUUGAACCAAAUGGCUGCGGAAAGCGAAACGCCCAACGCGAAAACGGAAGAGGAAAUUGAAUGCUUGCGUGCCCAUUUGACCGCACAACUGCGGGAAAUCGAAAUAUUGGAGAGUAUGUAUAGCAUGCCGGGAGAGUUCUAUUUGCACAGUCCUACCGCACGGGCGGAUUUGGAAAAUUUUUGCAUGGAUAAGUCUCUCAUUGUUCCGACAGAGAUCUCAUACGAUAUUAAGCUACAGUGUGAGCAGAACAUUCCCCAAGUCCCGGCCACCGAACUGGUAGCCACUGUCACUUAUCCUCUCGAUUAUCCUCUCGCCCCACCCAACGUCCAUGUGCGCUUACUGAAUCACUAUGCAACACGCCAGCAUCAGCACUAUUUGAAUCGUGCGCUGACUUCGUGGAUAAAGAGCUUCUCCAAAGGUGAUCCGUGUAUUUUACAAGUGUUCACAUGGAUAGAGCAGAAUACCACCAGUUACGUGUCGUCGAUUCGCCCACUGCAGCUGUCUUCGUCAGAGAGUGAAGGAGAUCAGCAGCCGGCGGAAGUGGAAUUUGAGCGGCUGUGGAUCUAUAGUCAUCAUAUUUACGGGAAAGAGAAGCGGGAGAUCGUCAUGGCUAAAGCAAGGAAUCUGGAGCUUACGGGCUGGAUGCUUAUCGGCAAGCCAGGAUUGAUUUGCGUGGAAGGGAUGCGCCAGGAUACGCGAGCUUUCUGGGAACAAAUUCGACGUUUAUCAUGGCAGCGCAUUACUCUAAAGCAUCAAGAGAAUUCUACUAUUCCAGCUGAUAACGUAGCAAAAGAGCAAAAAUUUUCCAAAUUUAAGGAAAUUACCACAACUUCCGCCAAUAACAGCAACAGCGCAGGCGGCACUCAAAGCGGUAACCGAGAUAUGGGCGAAUUUUUCCGCUUCCUGAAGGAACACGACUGUGAGCAUAUCAUACAGCUGGUUUUUGGCAUCAAGAAUCAAAACAGCAACACGAACGAGGAAACAAGCUAACAAGGGACGUAUUUAAAUAGCAAUGCAUUUUGCGUGACGUUACAGUUUUGCGCGCGCGACUGGUUUUUUUAUCCCAUUUCUCCACUCAACCAAACCGUUGCAAUACGUGUUUUUUUGCUGGUUGAUUUUGCAAAGGCAGUUCUUGGUAUUUUGGUUGGUUUCUUCCACUGGCACCGUGUUCGGUAUAGUGCUUCUCUCAUUUUUGAUGCUUUGUUUUGUUUUCAUAAUUCGGUGCAAAUACCGUGGUUCCUAGGAGAAAUCCAGCAUCUGCAAAUAACGGAUCUGGCAUGUAGA